This is a messenger RNA of Colletotrichum spaethianum, 789 nucleotides long. RefSeq lists its product as uncharacterized. Bases 1 to 789 code for a protein of 262 amino acids. Lineage: Eukaryota; Fungi; Ascomycota; Sordariomycetes; Glomerellales; Glomerellaceae. The transcript is spliced from 3 exons. The record is from RefSeq and is a predicted model, not a curated record.
AUGGCGAGCCCUAAGUCCGCGUCGUCGGAUAUGAUGUCCAGCAAAGAGUUUCAACGACUGCUCGCCAAUUAUGAACCUCUCAUCGACUCCAUCUCAGUCUCUAAAGGCGCCAAGGCUGGCCAGAAGACCCUGCAAGAACUUGAUCAGUUCCGUUUCGUCGAUGCGCCGGCCCUCUUUUCGCAGGAUGAUCCGAAGCGAGCUAUGGAGCAUGACGAUGUCAAACUUCUCGUUGACUGGAAACUCCGUCAUGGGAAAUUUCGUCCGACGCUGAUGAAGUUCGUGUCGUCUAAUGACUCCGCAGCUGUCCAGAAGACCGUCAAAGAAGCUAUCGACAGCUACCGAGACACAGCUGACCUUUCCGCUGCGCUAAAUAUACUGACCAAGCUGAAGGGGAUCGGUCCCGCCACAGCUUCGCUUCUUCUGGCAGUUCACUAUCCUCAAAAAGUCCUUUUCUUCUCUGAUGAGGCAUACUACUGGCUGUGCAACAAGGGCCAGAAAGCUUCACUCAAGUAUAACAUGAAGGAGUAUGAGUCUCUCAAUGCUGAGGCAAGAAAGCUCAUGAAAGAUCUCGACGUUUCGGCAAUUGAGGUCGAGAAAGUGGCUUAUGUCCUACUCAAACAAGAUGGUUCUGUCCCGAAGCCUGCCCCGGACGACUCCACACCGAAGCCUACCAAGACUGAGCCCACGAGGCCCAAAAAGCCAGCUUCGGCAAAGAGGAAGAAGAGUCCCGAAGGAGCAGUUGAGGACAAGGUUCCAGUCAGACGAUCGAAACGCGGGAAGGCGGCAUAA